CACUAGAAAAUCUCUAAAUACACGAAUCAUAUGAUCACCUUGGACAUUUGUGAAUUUUCCUCAGAAGGUGGAGGCGUAGAGUAAGAUUAUUAGCCGAAAUAAUCUAGUGUUUUACGAUUUUUAGUGUUAAAUCCCGGUGAGAACAAGGCGCGAAGAUGGCUCUAAGCGACGCAGAUGUCCAGAAACAGAUCAAGCACAUGAUGGCCUUCAUCGAGCAGGAGGCCAAUGAGAAGGCUGAAGAGAUUGAUGCAAAGGCCGAGGAGGAGUUCAACAUUGAGAAGGGACGUCUUGUCCAGCAGCAACGUCUCAAGAUCAUGGAAUACUAUGAGAAGAAGGAGAAACAAGUUGAACUCCAGAAGAAGAUUCAAUCUUCCAAUAUGCUCAAUCAGGCUCGUCUUAAGGUGCUCAAAGUUCGUGAGGAUCAUGUGAGAAAUUUACUCGAUGAGGCAAGACGACGUCUGGGCGAGGUCACGAAAGAUCCGGCCAAAUAUGGUGACGUUCUUCGCACACUUAUUGUUCAGGGAUUGUUCCAACUUAUGGAGCCAAAUGUGCUUGUGAAGACACGCCAAGUGGAUCAGAAUAUUGUGCAGAGUGUCCUGCCGCGUUCUGUUGAGGAGUACAAAGAUCAGAUUGGUAAGGAUGUCGUAGUGACACUCGACACGGAAAAUUACCUACCAGCUGAUGCUUGUGGGGGAAUUGAAUUGUCUGCCCUCAAUGGGCGCAUUCGUGUGCCCAAUACCCUGGAGUCCCGCUUGGAGCUCAUUUCGGCUCAAUUGCUGCCAGCUGUGCGUACUGCACUCUUUGGUCGCAAUGCCAAUCGUAAAUUCACGGAUUAAGGAGGCACAUCUACGCUCCUCCCCAGUCAACAUUAUCCCAUCAUUAUUAAAAAAAAAAUAAUAAUAAUACAAGUUAAAGAAAACGAACGCUUCAAAAUUCCACACAUUCCCCGGGCACUGUAAUGAAUUCCCUUAAAUUUUUUUUGAUUCUUCCAAAAAAUAAAAAUAAAAUAAAAUCCCAAAAGUGAGGUGAAAAUUAUGGAGAUUCCAACUCCAAAUGCUGCCAUCUGAAACUCACAAUUGACUUGCGCAAUUGUCAACAGCAUCUUGCUUUGCAGUCACCAAAGUUGUGCUAGAGAAGGAAUCACAGAACCCAAAGGUUCAAUCAACAUCCGAUUCGUCUUGUGCGAACUUUGCUGCCAGUUUCAAAGCAAUUCGAUGAUUGAGUGACUCAAUUGUGGUUUGUUUACAGUGAUUUUAUGUUUUUGCAUAAUUUGACGUUUGUCCCUUUUUUAUUUGAUUUCAUUUUAAAAUUGUUUAUUUUUUUUUGUUUCUCCUGGAAAUGUAAAAGAUUAGAAAAUAAUCAGUGAUAUUCUCGCGACCUGACGAUCACUUCGAAUUCUGCAAAAACACAUCUUGUUACAAAAUUGUUUUAUUAAAACAAAAAAUUUCCAAUUGAUUCCAACUUUCAAUUGAUUUGGUAUUUGCCCCCUUUUUCCAGGAUCUUGAAAACUUUUUUUCACGUUGUCGUUCAUUGCAGAAAAAAAACAACAUUUAAAUAUUUGCAUUGUGUAAUAAUUCAGAAAACAAAAACAUUGUAAUGUUAUAAAAUAAAUGUAGAUGAAAUGUAAUUGUAAAGAAUUAUUGAAGAAAAAAAAACACAAUUAAAAAAAAUAUAUGGUAUGGGAUAAUAUUAACACUGUUCUUCUCUUAUUAUUGAAAAAAAAAGUGUAUCCUAGUAUGUAUUUAUUAGACAAUACAUGAGAAAAAAGUAUUACGUGAAUUAGAAAAUAUGUCAAGAAAACACUAAAUUCAUCAUACAAAAUGGUGUAAAUAUGUAUAGAUGUGAAAUUACUGAAUAAAAUGUUGAGAAAAAUA
Messenger RNA from Phlebotomus papatasi, 1874 nucleotides. It is a transcript of the gene Vha26, whose product is annotated as V-type proton ATPase subunit E. NCBI's taxonomy places the organism in Eukaryota, Metazoa, Arthropoda, Insecta, Diptera, Psychodidae. The transcript has 4 exons. The record is from RefSeq and is a predicted model, not a curated record. Gene Ontology annotation, cellular component: proton-transporting two-sector ATPase complex, catalytic domain. Bases 156 to 836 code for a protein of 226 amino acids. Gene Ontology annotation, molecular function: proton-transporting ATPase activity, rotational mechanism. Gene Ontology annotation, biological process: proton transmembrane transport.